AUGUUAGGCUGGGGCAAGAGGUCGACCACGCCGGGCCUGGACGUGAGCGCCAGUGGGACGUCCUCGCCUUCAAAGAAGGACGGCAGGAAUGCCAGAGAGGAGGAGGCCCAGGAAGUAUCGCUCGUGGGCAAAGUACAGAACUCGGAUUCGGCUGUUGUGGUCGUACUUGGCGGCGCGGACCUCAAGGAACCAGAGAAUACCUCGGCUGGAACGUCGUCGUACGUGUUCAAGCCUCAGCUGAACCAAUGGCUCGCUAUUCCACCGAUGCCCGAGCCGCGAAACUACCACGCCGUUGUUUACUUCGCAGGCUGCAUCUACGUUCUCGGCGGGCGUGGACCCGUGGUCACGAGCAAGGGAGGCCUAGGCCGAGCGCAGCGCUCGGUGUUCACAUUCCACGUCCGUGAGAAACGAUGGGAUCGUGCGGCCGAUAUGCUGCACGCCAGGGCCUGUCACGGAGCCACUGUUGUCUACGAGAAGAUCAUGGUCGUUGGCGGCAAGGACGACAAGGAAGAGAUCCUCAACUCGGUGGAGUUGUACAACCCUGCGUCGAACACCUGGGUUUCGUACCGCCAUCUUCCGCUGCCCCUCAUGGCCUGCGGCGUGGGCUUCCUGGGCGGCAUGGUGUACGUGGUAGGAGGUGUGACCACCAAGAAGCAGGUCUUCACCGGCAUGGCGCCCGCCGAGGUCUUGUCCACCGUGCACGCCACGGACCCCAACGAGCGCACGUGA
Rhipicephalus sanguineus (brown dog tick) is the source of this 729-nucleotide messenger RNA. Its product is annotated as alpha-scruin. The record is from RefSeq and is a predicted model, not a curated record. The transcript has 5 exons. Gene Ontology annotation, molecular function: protein binding. NCBI's taxonomy places the organism in Eukaryota, Metazoa, Arthropoda, Arachnida, Ixodida, Ixodidae. The coding region runs from base 1 to 729 and encodes 242 amino acids.